This is a messenger RNA of Ochlerotatus camptorhynchus, 2856 nucleotides long. RefSeq lists its product as uncharacterized. The record is from RefSeq and is a predicted model, not a curated record. NCBI's taxonomy places the organism in Eukaryota, Metazoa, Arthropoda, Insecta, Diptera, Culicidae. The transcript has a single exon. The coding region runs from base 1 to 2856 and encodes 951 amino acids.
AUGAGCGAACGACUUUGCCAAAUGCUGAAGCUUAAACGUCGAGCAAUAUGCGUUCCCAUAACAGGAGUUGGACAAUCGGAAUCGACGGCAAGACAUGCAGUGAAUACAACGGUUAAGUCCAGAGUCAUCGAUUUCUCUAUUGAAUUGGAUUUCCUGGUUUUGCAGCGAGUGACAUCUGAACUUCCUUCGGUUACGAUUCCUAUCAAGCAUUGGAAUAUUCCUCAUGAACUGCAGAUGGCGGAUCCACAAUUCAACAUAAGCGGCCGCUUUGAUUUGCUACUAGGAGCGGAACAUUUCUUCAGUUUCCUACGCGAUAGAGAGGUGAAAAGAAUGGUGUUGGGUCCAAAGCUGCCAAUACUCGUGGAUUCGGUAUUCGGGUGGAUUGUAUCCGGACGUGAUGAAAGUCUACAGCAGAAACAGUCAGUUCGAUGUUGCACGGCAGUCACCCCUAUCGAGAGAAUCGAAGAUCUAUUGGAGAAGUUCUGGAGAGUAGAAAGCUGCGACGACCGACCUGCAUGGUCAAAGGAGGAACAAGACUGCGAGGAGCAUUUCAAGAGUACGCAUUCCAGAGCAGAAGAUGGCCGGUAUAUCGUGCAGCUGCCAAAACAAAAUAGCUGGGACCGGAUGUUGGGAGAAUCACGAGCAACGGCGUUGGACAGGUACAAGAAAUUGGAGAAUCGGUUGGAACGGCACCCGGAUAUUAAGGAACCAUACCACGCUUUCAUGAAAGAGUACGUGGACAUGCGGCACAUGCGAAGGCUAACGACAACGGAACUGCAGGCAGAGGCCAACGGAGUAGGUCAACGGAAGGUGUUUUAUUUGCCGCACCACGCGGUGAUAAAAGAAUCAAGCACAACUACAAAAGUGCGCGUCGUAUUUGACGCAUCGGCACGUACAGACAGCGGAUACUCCCUCAACGAUGUUCUUCUGAAGGGACCUGUAAUUCAGGAUAAUCUGCUAAAUCUCCUGAUACGCUUCCGCAAGCAUGAAGUGGCGCUUGUGGGAGAUGUGGAAAAAAUGUAUCGGCAGGUACUUCAGGACGCUAAUGACACUCUUCGUCUACGGAUAUUUUUUCGCUUCACGAAGGAUGAUCCCAUAGAUGUUUACGAGUUGCUGACCAUAACGUAUGGGCUUACACCGUCAUCUUUUCUGGCAACCCGGGCACUACAACAGCUGGCUGAAGAUGAAGGAGUUGAAGGUACUAAAGCUCGCCUAACGCUACAAAAGGAUUUUUACGUCGACGACUAUAUUAGAGGAUCCACAAAUGUCGUCGAAACCAUCGAGCUUAGAAAAAAUUUGACAUCGUUGAUGGCCAAAGGAGGAUUUCCAAUCCGGAAAUGGUGCUCGAAUCAGCCUGAAGUCUUAUCCGGUAUUUCUGAGGACCAGUUGGGUACUGAUCUUACAAUAACCUUUGAGUUGAAUCCCGAUGAAAAGGUUAAAACGCUAGGGAUUACUUGGGAACCGAAAGCGGACAAGCUUAGGUUCUUAUAUAAUGUUGGAGAGGAAGAAGGAGAAUGGACCAGAAGGCGCAUAUUAUCUGCAAUAGCCAAACUAUUCGAUCCCCUAGGAUUGAUCUCUCCCUUAGUGGUGACUGCAAAAAUAAUUAUGCUAGAGCUGGCGCUACUGCAAACAGGAUGGGAUUCCCCAGUACCACCACAACUACAGCAAAAGUGGACGGAUUUCCAUCGCCGACUGUUCAAAUUAGCAGAAUUCAGCAUACCCAGGUUCUCCUUCAUCCCAGACUACGUCGACGUACAGCUCCACUGUUUCGCUGACGCCUCCGAUCUUGCGUAUGGAGCCUGCUUAUAUGUGCGUUCCAUGGAUCAACAGGGCAACGUACGCAUUGAGCUUUUGUCCUCGAAAUCUCGGGUCGCUCCCUUAAAACGAUUGACGAUCCCGAGAUUAGAACUAUGCGCAGCUAGAGAAGCUGCGCAUUUAUAUCAGACAGUUAUUGGGGCCCUCGCACUAAAUAGAAUGCAGGCUUUUUUCUGGUCGGACUCAACUGUUGUUCUGCAUUGGUUGAAAGCUCCGCCAAAUUCGUGGAAAACCUUCAUAGCAAACCGUGUUUCGACUAUACAAACAACCACCUAUGGACACCCAUGGCUACAUGUAUCCGGUAAGGAGAAUCCCGCAGAUCUGGUUUCACGUGGAAUGGCCAUUGAGGAUUUCUUGGAAAGUGAUCGUUGGAAGCACGGACCGUCAUGGUUGAAGCUGGCGCCGAAAGAAUGGCUGACGGAAUGUCCUGGAUCCGUAUCUGAAGAAGUAGAUCUGGAACCCCGAGUCGUCGUUCAAGCAACCGUUGCCUCGAAAGAGCCCAACAUCUUCUUCACUCUUCGAUCUUCUUUUCUUCCGUUAGUCAGAAUAGUCGCAUUAUGCUUACGGUUUGCUGCCAACUGCCGAAAAUCCACCCAAAGAAACACUUCGUUAUUUUUGAGUGUCCAUGAGAUAAACUCUGCAAAAAUGGCCCUCGUGCGGCUGGUUAAAGAAGAAUGUUUCUUGGAAGAAAUCAACUCCUUGAAAAGGCACUAUCAAGUUCCACAUAAAUCGCCGUUAAAGCUUUUAUGCCCUUUCCUAGACAAAGGUGGCAUUAUCAGAGUUGGCGGACGACUACGACACUCGCUGGAGAACUAUGCGACAAUGCAUCCAGCGGUAUUACCAAAAUCACAUGUCUUCACUCGCCUACUCAUCGAACCGUCGAGCAGCCCCACCGAAAUGUUACAUUGCAGUUUUCAUAUGCUUUACGACCAAAGCGAUAGACCUGGAACUAGUCAUGGACCUAUCAACUGCUGGAUUCUUAUCUGCACUUCGCCGAUUCAUUGGGCACCAUGGACUUCCAUCGUAGAUUCAUUCAGAUAA